ACCAUCGAUGUUGACGUCAUCAUUGUGCGUCGUUUCUCCAGAUAACGCUCUGCGGGCUCACUUCCUAACGCAUACCGUUUAAUUCAUACAUCAGGGACGUGUUGUGUCGCAUUUUAAUCCCUUUUUUUUGUAUGUAAAGUGAGUACAGUUUGUAGUCGACCCACAUGGAGUCCAUCGGGGCCAGCGAGGCGGAGACAGCAGGCACUGUGUCAGCGGCGCAGAGGAGGGCAGAGAUCCGGAGGAGAAAACUGCUCAUGAAUUCAGAAGAUAGGAUGAACAGAAUCACAGGUUUCACUAAAAUCGAGACUGAAAACAAAGCUGGAGCACUCCGGCGUCCAACAGAGCCUCGCUUCCACCUCGAUCUCGACAGGACAGAGCCCUGGUCAUCAUCCUCAUCUUCCCCAAGACCAUCCCCUUUCCUGCCAGAGGCUUCGGGGCUUGUCAGCCGUUCCCGAGGUGCCACCCCCGAGAGGAGGGGGUCACCUCUGCCGGACUGCAAUGAGCUAAUGGGAGGCCCUCUGGAAGACGACAUAGGAGGGAUUCGACCUAAACCCAGGGGGGAGCGGGUAUCAGACGACCUCAGUGGCUCCCCACGCAGAGGCCUCCAGAAGUAUCUGUCCCGUUUUGACGAUGCCAUGAAACUGCGCGGUCAGCUGGCCAAUGAGAAGCCGGCCCAAAAUGGAGGGUCUGAAGCAGAGGAGUUCGAUCCCUUCAUUGUCUUCCGUCUCAUCGGCAGCAUCCUCCUUGCUGUUUUUGUCAGGGUUUUUGUCUGCAAUUUUCUGUCAAUAUUUGCUCCAUUUCUGACACUCGAACUUGCCUACAUGGGGUUGUCCAAAUACUUUCCAAAGGUAGAUAAAAAGCCCCAGACCACUGUGCUGACCGCCGCCCUGUUGCUGUCCGGUAUCCCCGCUGAGGUCAUCAACCGCUCGAUGGACACCUACAGGAGGAUGGGGGACGUUUUUGCUGACCUCUGCAUUUACUUCUUCACCUUCAUCCUCUCACACGAGAUCCUGCUGCUCAUUGGUUCAGAGACUCCCUGAUGGACCAUGGGGAACUUAACAACCCUGUCCCCCUUCUUGUUAUCACCUCCCUCUAUCUCCCAUAGCAACAUUGCAUGGUCAUUUAUUUUGGCUGACGCGGCUCUUGUUUUCAGCAGUCUACAAAGGAGUCCUUACUGCCUUAUGAUCAGGGUUGCACAUGCGACCAGAGUCCAGUGUUUGUUACAGAUCGUCAGCUCAUAUCUGCUCCGGAAUGAACCUGCAAAACAGGAAGACGUCAUGUGUUUGCUUUAGAAAAGAUGUUCUGUGGCAUUUAUCGUGCUGAGGAAUAUCUAUUUGUCAGGUCUAAGUAAUGUUUUCAUUUGGAUCUGUCAUCCAGUGUUCAGAAGGAACUCCCGAAGCAAUCAAAACAAGUUCUUUCUUUGUCUAACAUUUACAAGAAGCAUUUAGUCCUUGAAUUUGUAGUGUAUUAUUUUGCACGGCUAUAGGAGCUUAAAACGCAGUAAACUUCAUUCAAUAUAAUAAUACUGUGGCUGAGGGGAAUGUUUAUGGUUUUACUGGACAGUACUGCCGCUGAAAAUGUAUUUGGGGCAGUUGGUUGCAUAUUUGUGUUGAGUAAUUCUGGUGAUGUGUCCUGCUUUGCUUUGUUUGAGUCUCAUGCAUACAUACUUCAUAUACAGUAUAUACUCUCUACUACUACGUUUGUGCUGUAAUUUCUUCUCCAUAAUUUAAUUCAUCCAAAUUAUUUAUUAAUGUGAAUUUAUUUUUUCAUGUAGAUGAAUUGGUGUGAUUUUUCCUAUGACUUGUCAGACCUACUUGAUUGUUUUUGAUAAUGUUUACAGAAUAACUGUUUGUAGUGGCUCUCACAAUAUGUUACUUCAGUAACAAAUUCAGUGUUACAAUAUAACAUGGUAAUACAUCUCUAAUUAAAGACAUAUGCAGGAAUGACUAACCGGACAAUUCAAACCAAAUAAAUACUACUUGUGUGAUA
This is a messenger RNA of Eleginops maclovinus (Patagonian blennie), 1989 nucleotides long. It is a transcript of the gene camlg, whose product is annotated as calcium modulating ligand. Lineage: Eukaryota; Metazoa; Chordata; Actinopteri; Perciformes; Eleginopidae. The record is from RefSeq and is a predicted model, not a curated record. Gene Ontology annotation, biological process: tail-anchored membrane protein insertion into ER membrane. Gene Ontology annotation, cellular component: GET complex. The transcript is spliced from 4 exons. Bases 165 to 1040 code for a protein of 291 amino acids.